AUGGCAUAUGUCACAAACUCUCUCGUCAUCCUCUGGUUGCUUAGCCUAGUCAACGGGAGCUAUGCACCCAAGUCCCAAGUUUCCUAUCUCAGGCCACGUGCCGAUACUGUGGAACAGAAUAGCUCCUCCAUCUUGACGGAGAGCCUUUUGAAUCCAAAUGCCACGGGAAGCUGGCCAAUCUUCGGCAUCGAUGUGUCGAAGCCACUUGCAGAGACUCCAACAAACAAUGAAUUCGGCCACGGAAACGGGUGGAGCAUUGACGUUGCAGUUGCCACAAACGUUAGUGGGGGAACUGUGAGCAAUUCGAACCCGUCAAAAAUCAGUCUUGACUCCUCAAACAAUCCGGUCGAGAGAGGAAACGCAACUGACGGGUACCGUAUCUGCUCAUAUAUUUGGUGGCAGAUGAGCUGGACUGAGAACAAGAUCAAGAAGCUCAAUGAUGAUAUCCAAGGCUCAUGUGGUGGCGUCAUCCCACAAAAUUGUAUCGACGAUCUUAAAGAAACUGCAGCGAAGGUCCAGUGCGAUAGUUCUUUGGAGUCUUCGCUGUACGGCAUCGGAUUCGACAUUCCGGCGAGCUGUAGCGACUCAAUGGCUUAUACAACGGCAGAAAGAAGAAACCUCACAACGGAGUUCAUCUCAAACGCCUCGGCCUCUUCGCACACGCUAUUUCAGUCAACUGCACCCUACAACAUUCCCGGCAACGAUAGUAAUACCAGACAGGUCUAUGACUACGCGGUGACACAGGUCUGGCCCGUAAUGCUCUCUUACAUUUAUACUGAAGGGAGCGCGGUUUCAAACUACACGGUCUUCCGCUGCGUUCGCGCCAAUGACGUUACUGCUGGAAGCCGGUCGCCCGAAAGCUUCGGAAAUAGACCAAGUUCAUCGACUCAACACAGAUCGUCGUUCGCGGGUCUUUUUGUUGGCUUGCUAGUUGCUACGAUCGUUUCGUCUCUCAUGUAA
Colletotrichum abscissum is the source of this 960-nucleotide messenger RNA. RefSeq lists its product as uncharacterized. The record is from RefSeq and is a predicted model, not a curated record. The coding region runs from base 1 to 960 and encodes 319 amino acids. NCBI's taxonomy places the organism in Eukaryota, Fungi, Ascomycota, Sordariomycetes, Glomerellales, Glomerellaceae. The transcript is spliced from 2 exons.